CCCCCGCCCGCCCGGCGCGGCGGCGUGCUCGCGCGGAGGGGAGCACCGCUGAAAUCCGCUUUUUGCCUUCCCCCCCUCCCUUUCCUUUUUUUCCUCCCCCCCCCCCCCCCUCCCGCAACUGGGGGGUGGUCCUCGCCUCGCCUCCCUCCUUCCCUCCCUCCUGCGCGGGCUGCUCCCUCCCCGUGGGGCGCAGGGAGGCGAGCCCGCCCGCCCGGGAUGCCAUGGCUCCGCCGGGCUCCGCGCUGCCCGCCUGCCUGCUGGGGCUGCUGCUGCUGCUCGGCUGCCACGGAGAUUUUGGCCAUUCCUCCGAACUGGCAUUCGUUGUGGAGCCUAGCGAUGACAUAGCUGUGCAGGAGCAACCCUUGAUCCUCUACUGCCAGGUGGAAGGCAUCCAGCCGAUCACCAUCACAUGGCGGAAAAAUGGCGUCAUGAUCGUGGACAGCGAGAAUGCCUUUAUGUUGGCCAACGGGUCGCUCUAUGUCUCCCGCUUCCAGAGGGUCCGGGGAGAUGGGUCCUCAGAUGAAGGCGAGUAUGAUUGCAUGGCGCAAAACCACUACGGGCUGGUGGUGAGCCGGAAGGCGAAGAUUCAGGCAGCGACAAUGUCUGACUUCCACAUCCAUCCUCAGAAUGCAGUGGUGGAGGAAGGUGGUGUAGCGAGAUUCCAGUGCCAGAUCCACGGCUUGCCUGAGCCGGUCAUCCUCUGGCAAAAGAACCGCAUGCCUGUCAACACAGACAACGAAAGGUACACGCUGCUUCCCAAGGGGGUCCUCCAGAUUACGGGACUGAGGGCAGAAGACAGUGGGAUUUUUCACUGUGUGGCUACCAAUAUUGCUAAUGUGAAGUUCAGCCGGGAGGCCAGACUCACUGUGUCAGGCUCGCACUCCACCGUUUACAAGGACCCCAUGAUUCUCGUUGGUCCAGAGAACCUCACACUGACGGUGCACCAGACCGCUGUGCUGGAGUGCAUUGCAACAGGCAAUCCCCGACCCAUCGUCUCCUGGAGCCGCCUAGAUGGCCGACCAAUUGGUGUGGAGGGGAUCCAGGUACUGGGGACAGGAAAUCUCAUGAUAUCAGACCUCACCGUGCAGCAUUCUGGCAUCUAUGUGUGCGCCGCGAACAAACCCGGCACUCGGGUGCGAAGGACUGCGCAGGGCAGGCUCGUUGUACAAGCCCCCGCAGAGUUUGUGCAGCAUCCCCAGUCCAUUUCCCGGCCCGUGGGGACUACCGCCAUCUUCACGUGUGUGGCCCAAGGGGAACCCCCCCCCCAGAUCACGUGGCUGAGGAAUGGGCAGAUCCUGGAGACCAGUGACCACAUUAAGCUGAAAAAUAACAACAGCACUCUCUCCAUCUACGGGAUCAACCAGGCGGAUGAAGCCAUCUACCAGUGCAUCGCUGAGAACAGCGCCGGCUCCACGCAAGCCAGCGCUCGCCUGACGGUCCUGUGGGCAGAUGGGCUGCCCGGUCCUCCACAGAGUGUGAAGGCUGAGACAGUCUCUGCAACCACCAUCCAGGUGUCUUGGGAAGAGCCUCUGCAGAAUACCAAGGAGAUCAUCGGCUACGUGCUGCACAUUCGGAAAGCUGCAGAUCCUGUAGAGAUGGAGUAUCAGGAGGCUGUUAGCAAGAGCACCUUUCAGCAGCUAGUGACUGAUUUAGAGCCCUCGACCAGCUAUAGCUUUUAUAUAAAGGCUUACACCUCCCGGGGUGCCAGCAAAGCCUCAGAAGUCACAGUGGUGAGCACGCUGGGAGAAGUCCCAGCCAUGCCAUCCCUCUUUAUUAAAGUCAUUAACAGCACCGCUGUCCAGGCUAUGUGGGAGCCCUCCAUCAAACUGGGCCAGCAUGAAGGCUUCAAGCUGUAUUACCGCAAGGUCCACCUCUCCCAGUACACAGGUCCGGUGCUACUGCCCAGCAACGUAACAGCAUACAACAUCACCCACCUGGAUGCGUCAGUCGUGUAUGAAGUCAAGCUCCUCGCCUAUAACCAGCACGGGGAUGGAAAUUCAACUGUCCGCUUCGUGUCCUUGAGGGAAACUGUGGAGAGGACAGUGCUGAAUCCCCCUUGCGACUGCAUGAAGGACGAGCAGAACAAUAAAACCUCCACGACAGGCAUCAUCAUUGGGAUCCACAUCGGUGUCACGUGCAUCAUAUUCUGCGUUCUCUUCCUCAUGUUUGGGUACAGAGGAAGGCUGCUGAUGUGCAAAAACGUGCAGGAGCAGCUGUCAACCCCACAGAUCCCCAGGAGCCAGCGGAGUGCCACAGGCCUCGUCCUGAAUGGGGCCGCUCGCAGGGACAGGGAUGACCGGGACUUGAAUGGAAAGCAGCUGGAUAUGAACGAGCUGGAGAGGUUAUUCCCAGCAUCCCCAGCCCAGGAGCAGCAGGAUAAGGGAAUAACGUCGGCACAUAGCCCACCGGCCACCCACGACGACACCCAGAUAUCCACACUCCCUCUGGAUGAGUUCAGCAUCAUCGAGGAGCAGCCAGACCCCCUCCCAAAAAGCCCCCGCGGUGGCAGCCCCUCUGCUCUGGCUCCCGACCAUGGUCCCGACAAUGAAGGAUAAAACUGCCAAGACUCAAACCCUCUUGUAGGAGUUACCAGAAACCAAACCCACGGCUGGUGAUGUCUUUACAACGAGUCGUCAAUCUCAGGUCAAUUGAAGAUUUCUACGGUCUGAUUGUUAUUUUUUUGUUUUGCUUUAUUUUUAUAUAUAUAUAUAAAUAUAUAUAUAUGUAUACAGCCUUUUGGAAACUCUGUGAAGUUUAUCUUUCUGACCUCUCUCAGGCAUCUCGGUGUGUUUCUUCCGACGAUGGCUUUAUUGAGAUUGGUCAUGAUGAAUUUUCCCUGCAGCUGCUAAGUUAAAGACUCCUUGGCAGAGUUUGGCAAACUCUCCUGUCUCUGACAGACUGGGGAUACAGUGGAGCCUCCUCUUGGCAUCCCAGACUUUUUCCUGAUCAGCAGCUUUAGGACUACUUUUUGGAUCUAUUUUUUAUUUCCAGAAGACUGGAUUCGGAGAAAUCCUUCUAACUUGACUCCAAAAAUCGAGGCCCGGGAAGGCUGUCUCUCCGUGGAUUUGAAGAUUUUGUACACUUUUGCUAUUUCUCAGGAUACUUUUUUUGCUGAUUGACUCUAAAUAAUAUGAAAAAAAGAAAAAAAAAAGAGUGUGUGUGUCAAAGGAUGCCUGCCUGAGGGCUACUGAAAGACUUGGACAGACAACCCGAGAGAACUCAGAACCUACCUCAACCGGAAUGAAUGUCUUCUGGGAAGCAGAAAUACCUGUGUCUUCCUUCACGUUCAAAAAACAAGUAGCAUAGCACUUGGUCAGUACAAGCUUGGUCCUACCUCAGCAGUCACGCUCUGUACCUGCCGCCUUGGUGGUUUUGUUGUUGUCGUUCCCCUGUAAAGCACUUCCAAACCUUUGAAAGCAAUGUUCUACCUCAAGCAUGAUAGAAACUUGUGUGUGUGUGUGUGCGCGCACGCGCGUGUGUGUGUGUGUGUGUCCUCUCCUCUCGCCCAAUUCCUGCCUCUCCCACCCAGCCCUGCACAAACCAAGAUGCUUCACUAGUGUUAUGAGCUUUACUUUUAGGCAUGUAGCGGGGCUCUGGUGUGAUUUUGCGUGGCGGAGAUUUGUAUCGUGGGGGGUUUUUUGACUUUAAAGAUUGUUGGGGCCGUCACAGACACGCGGCUCAAUGCCCUGUGCUUCGCUGGCACUGUUGCUCUUGCAGGGCUGAUUUUGGCACCGGUGGUGGCUGCCUCGGUCCAUCCUGGUUGUAUUCAGGAUGGAACGGGGCGCGCAGGGUGCUUGGAUGCCAGUGCUGGGGCUAGGGCACCCUCCUGCCCCAUCAACAUGCUGCUCCCCGAGGCUGAUUCCCAGCAGGAUGAUUCAUGGCAUGUGCCAGCACGAGAAGCAUAGCACACCCCUGGGAGGUGGGAACCUGGACAUCACUGUCUUGUCCUUUCAAAGCCCACCCUGCCAUGAGGAGCGCCUACAAGGCAACUCUGAUACAGCACUUCCAAAACCCCUUGAGAUAUUACUGACCUGCUCCCAGCUCCAGCGUAUUUCCAGCUAGCAGGAGAUCAUCCAAAGGAUGAGCUGAGCCGAAAUGGGCUCGCUUCCCUGGGAGGGACGAGGCGAGGAGGGCUCCUGGGCAGUGAUGCAGAGCGGGGCCCUGUGCCGGAGGAUGCUGGGGGCUGCCGGCAGCUGCCCCUUCCCCGUGCCCAGGGUGGGCAGAGGAGCUCCCGACACCAAAGAGAGGGUUUGUGCAUGACCCCCCCCUCCAGGGACCAACCACCAAUCUUCCACCAUGGUUUUUGGAUUGUCCUGGCGUGGUGCAGCUUGUGAGUCAGUGUGUGACCGGCAUCGUCCGUGAGGUGAGAUGGGGGCACGGAUGGGGGACAGGGACGUUGGCCAGCCAGUGCCGGAGGGCAGCCCUUUUUCCCGCCACAUGGAUUGUUUAAAACUGGGUGAAUGUGAAGGUUUGAACUCUUUGUAUAGGUGGUGGUAGAUCAAACAUCACUGUAUUUGCAAGGACAAGUGAAAGGAAUCAGGAAAGGAAAUGAGUUUAAGUUUAAAAAAAGUAAUAAUUUUAUUUUUUUAAGUGGUACCAGUGGGAGAGUCCCUUCUGUCAGAAACAUCCCCCAUCACCUUCCCAUUUGGCAAUGGGAUGCUACCGAUAAUUGUGUAAAUAAUACAAUAUACAGGACGAUAAGGCAAAUAUCUCUUCCCCUGUGCUCUGUCAUGGUGCUGGGCUGGGUUAGCUGUGAGCAGGACUCUGCCAUUCCAAAUCAAAUCAUCUAGCUUGGCCCAAGCAGAUGUAAUGGCAUUGACCUCGAGAGCAAGGAGCUCUUGAGGCUUGGUGUUCGUAGCCCUCUCCCAUUAAAAUUCCUCCUCCUGUAGACAUCUUGCAGGACAGAAAAAAUGUGAAGGGUUAACCUUACAUAUUAAACCACCAAAUAGCCUCUCCCCACUCCACCAAAGAGGCUAAAUGGGCCGUCAGACCAAUUCCUGCUCAAACCUACCGUGGGGGGAUGCUCCCUUCCGCACGAUGCUGGACCUGGAGACACCCUGGGAAGGGACUGUGGGGGGACAGCGCUGGUGGCACCAUGCAAGACUGGUAGCACAGCCCAGCCCAUCGUGGGAGCCGGAGGAUGCCGGGGCUUGAAAGCGGCAGGAGGGAGGAGGAGAUGGCAAACAGCUCAAGUUAUAACCUCAUAUCAAAGAAAUCCCAAUCUCCUCCUGCCAUCCUGCUCCUGUUCCAGCCCAGCUUUUCUUUUUAUUGUGGUUUUUUUGUGUGUGUAACGCUGACGUUCACAUUGAAUAAGUACUGUUGCCAAAGUGAACACAGAAUUUAGACUAGCUUUCAGCUCAGACUUCCUGGAGCUGUGAACAUGCUAUUAAUUUAAUAUCAUAUUAUUGUGAUAUUGUAAUAGUAACAAGUAUUUGUCACUACUUCCUUUUAUUAAAGGGAAAUGCUGUGCCAUUUGACUAGUUGAAAUACAAUAGUAUGUCAAGAAUAGAGCUUUUCCUUUUUUUUUUUUUUAAUUAUGCAGAAAUGUGAUGGCUUAAACCAAUGCAGACUAUGUGUUGGUUUGAGACAGUUGAAGAUGGAUGUAAAUCUUUAAAGACUAUUUUUUAGAUGUUUAGCUUUUCCUCUUUUUUGGGGUUUCUUUUCUGCUCUUGUCAAUCUGUACUGUUGGGACCUAACGUAGAUGGUUGUGGCACGUCAGCCUCCUAAGUCUGGAGAUCCAGCAGGAGGACAUGGUCUUCCCUGAGUUACCCAAACCUCCCGAGUCCACAAAACUGGGCAAAAAAACCUUGAAAUGGCACAUUCUGGCUUUGUGCUGUGGAGUACCUCUAGCUGCCACUUAGCUGGAGAAGCAACAAGUAACAGCCCCUCCUGCCAUUCAUCGACGCUUGAGCCGGGCUGGAGGCAAGACUGUGCCGACCAAAACUUGGGAAAACACCACCUGGAGUAUGUCUGGCCUUUAAUCUGUAAAACAAGAAGGAAAAAAGAACAAAAAAAAGAGCUUGUGUUUGGUUUCAGCGUGGGGCACAGCUUCCAGUCUGUCCUUGGUUCAUCCAAACUGCUGCCCUGUGUUUGAAGGAAACCACUGGAUUUUUAUUCUGUGCUUGGGCCGCAGUUCUACUUGGGUAGAGAAGUUGUACUUGGGUAGACAUGUUGUACUCGGGUAGACACGCUGUACUUGGGUAGACACGUUGUACUUGGGUAGACGUAGGACUGCAGGUCCCCAUGUGGUGCUGGUGGUUUGGAUUCACUUUUACAGGUGUCAAAAAUGCUCCUCCCAGGUAUUCUGUGUGGAUAUACCUGUUUUCAUGGAAUCAGAGGCUUCUUCAAAGGAAUCACCUUCAGGCUUGGGCCUGACUGUUGGUUGAACAGGAGCAUUGCUGCUCUGGGAGCGUGUCCCUGUGCCACUGGCAGCCGUUGUGGCAGUGUCCCAGGAGGGGUGAGUCCUCCUGAGCCUUGAGGCGAAGCUCUGCUGCGUCCACAGUACAAACCCACUGGCCACCAAAACCACCAACUGGGGCCAGAAAUGGGACAGGGUGUGCGGACGUGGGGCUAUGCCAUAACAAAGGGGUCUGGGCAUCGUUUUAUCUACCUGGACCAGAGGGCUGAACCAGCCGGACUGUCCCAGGCGUUGUUACCGGUGCCUUGCACCCGUCCUCGCCUGCCUGCCAGAGAUCAGCUAAAGGCAGGUGCUCCACUUGUCCUGAUAAUUCAUUUAUACACCUCAAACAUUUAAGCAACAGCUUGCCAGAUUUCUUUCUUCUUUUAUUUCCCGCCCUUUUCUUGAUGGGAGGAAUUAGAGAGUUUUCUUCUGGAGAUAAAACUGCUGGAUAACGGGCAGGUGUUGGAUCUGGUGCAAGCCACUGGCAAGCGCCUGUGUUUGGGGCAGGAAUCUCAUCCUUUAGUAUUUUUCCAAGCAAAUGAUUCCACUAAUUCAACUCGCUGCCUUUUCUGGGCAGAUCCCAAAAACCUCUUGCUUUUCUGGCUGUGGUGAGAUGAAAUUACAGCAAGGAAUAAAGUAUCCAAAAGCUGAUUUUUUUUUUUUUAAAUUUUUUUUUUUUUAGUAACCCAUAAUGGGCACAACCUAUUCUUGGAGCUCUCAAGUUUACCAGAGAUGGCUGCUACCUCAGGGAUAGUAUCCACAUUGUCUUUAGUUGAACAGGGAAUAGUUUUAUGCUGUGACAGGGUAUUUUCACGCUGUUGGAUUCAGGUAUUUAUUUGUCUACCGUAUCUUUCUUCUUCCUUGUUUUGUAAAGAUGCUGAUAUAUUUAAGUGCUGGACCAGUUUGGGAAUUUUAAAGCUUCCACCCAAAAUUAUACCAAGGGACUGUAUGUUUUAAGUUGGCAAUAGAAGAGGAGAGAAGCUACAAAGCUUUGUUGCUUCUGGAUGGUGAAGGGAAGGUUUUUGCUGCCCAUGGGGGUGUUCCUCUGGGAUAACCAUCCCACGGCAUUUCGGGGGGGGGGGGGGUCAGUGCAGUGUCUGAGCCCUCUCUGAGCUGACUGACAGCACUUAAGUCUGGGAAGAUCGGUUAAAAAAAAGGAAAUUAAAAGCUUAUGAAAACAAACAGCAGCAGUGCGGGAGGAGCUACUUAGUUACUUCAUCUGUGCAAACAGUAUUUGGAAAUCUAUCCCUCCCCAUGCUGCACCACUGAAGGCAGAUUAAAGAUCCUAUCUAGCAACUUGAUGCCUGAUCAUUUAUUUCCCUCACCCAGCAAAUUAAAAAAAGGGAAAGGAAAGGAAAGGUGCUUGGGCUGGAGCUGCAGGCAGGGAGAUGGUUACGUGGGAAGCACCAGCAUCCCCAGCCGAAAACACUGCUGGUGCGGGGCCACGGCACUGAAACCCACCAUAAUGCUGGAAAUCAGUGAAACAGAUCCAGGUUUCCGAGAGCAGAGUCUGAGCUUCAGCAUCGGGUAACAAGAAGGGACGGGGCUGGUGCAAAGCCCAUCGAGUUGGGAAAAAAGCCUGAUUUCAUGGGGCUUUGGAUCAGGGUCUUACUUACAAGGCAAAGAGGGAUUUUUACUUUGAUCCUAUUUCCAUCAUUUAAACUUGCAAUAUCUUUACGUUUGUAAUAAAGUAAUAAUAAAGACGAUGCUAAACCUUUGUCCCAGUCCUCUUCGGGAAUCAACUGUUAAGAAUAAUAUUAAAAACCCAAAUUGCAAAGCACUUUUCUACUGUUUAUUUUCUACCUUUCUUACUUUGAACUGUCUUGAUAUUUGAAAUCCCACUGAUCCUACGAUUGUUAGCUCUGUAUAAAAAAAAAUUAUAAAAUAAAACCCAGUUUUUUUGUAGUUUGCUCUGUUUAGAUUUUAGCCUGUGGCUACUUGUACAAGAAAAAUAAAGCUAGAAUAAA
Molecule: messenger RNA, 8367 nt
Organism: Aquila chrysaetos chrysaetos
Lineage: Eukaryota; Metazoa; Chordata; Aves; Accipitriformes; Accipitridae
Gene: IGDCC3
Product: immunoglobulin superfamily DCC subclass member 3
Biological process (GO): cell-cell adhesion; axon guidance
Cellular component (GO): axon; plasma membrane
Molecular function (GO): protein binding
Source: RefSeq, a predicted model, not a curated record